ACUGGGCGGAAGUGGAUCAGUCUGGCAUCCUCGAGACCACGACAUAUCCCGACGACCAUCGUCAUCUAGGCCAACCGAUACGAGGGAGGCUCCGAGAGUCGUCUAUCGCCCACUCACUCCCUGCACACCCCCACUCCCCUCCCCGUUUCGGACCAUGGCGGGAAUCGUGGACGCCAACAGCACGUGCAGCACGCGCAACGCGCUCCGCAACAUCACCGACUUCGCGUGCGGCGUGACCUUCUCGUACCGCAGCUGGGCGCUGGAGUCGCCGCCGGACAUGCAAUACGGCGUGGUGUCCCUGCAGCAGUGCUGCGACCAGGUCGGCGCGCGGGUGCAGCGCAUCCCGGGCAACACGGCGUGCGAGAUGCAGUUCUGCGAGGUGCCCGGGGAGACGAUGCUGGACGGGUCGAUCGGGCCGCCGCGCAAGGUCGAGACCUGCAUGACCUUCGUCGACGAGACCGACCUGCCCGAAGACAUCGCCCAGGACAUCACCGGGGCCAGCCACUGGUGCGUUGUCCGCAACUACGACGACACGCUGGCUGCGUCCGAUGACACCGUUGCUGUUACGGCGGCCGAGGCCCCGCCUAGUUGGACCUCCGCGGCCUUACACCCGCUUAACGUCCCGACAGUGCGCCCAGCCAGCUCGACAGCCGGCGCGGCGCCCACGCCGACGAAUGGCGGAAGCGGCCGGUACGACAGCCAGAGGGCAUCAGACAGUCUAAGGAUAUGGACCAUCGCCGUGCUAAUGUUUGUCGGCCUCGUCGCGGCCCUUUGAUGGGAUGUCACGCCCGUCUGCAGCACUGAAAAGUAUUCGUCCGGCUCUAGAACUGUUGUCGCAACUUGUUGCGCCCCCCCUCUCCGUCGGGAUCACCUUGGUUACAUCCGUCCUCCCGAGUCGCGCAAGGCAAGGUGAUGUAACGCGACGAAUGCUCCCAAGUAAUACUCGAGCAAGCGAGCUAUCUAUUGGCGCCAUGUAGUUCGAAAAUCAUAUGUCGGGAAAGGAGUGGUGCUGCCGGAUGUCUUCCGACAAGUAGUGGCAGGAUACACCUAAGGGGUCGGCUGUGUUGUUGGCGACGGUGAGGCCCAAGACGGAGUCGG
Durotheca rogersii is the source of this 1098-nucleotide messenger RNA. RefSeq lists its product as uncharacterized. The coding region runs from base 155 to 775 and encodes 206 amino acids. The transcript has a single exon. The record is from RefSeq and is a predicted model, not a curated record. NCBI's taxonomy places the organism in Eukaryota, Fungi, Ascomycota, Sordariomycetes, Xylariales, Xylariaceae.